Messenger RNA from Theobroma umbraticum, 489 nucleotides. RefSeq names its product basic helix-loop-helix (bHLH) DNA-binding family protein (gene PRE1). Lineage: Eukaryota; Viridiplantae; Streptophyta; Magnoliopsida; Malvales; Malvaceae. The record is from RefSeq and is a predicted model, not a curated record. Gene Ontology annotation, molecular function: protein dimerization activity.
CAAGAGACAGCCUCCCCUCCUCCCCUCCUCCCUCAUACACCACUACUCUUCUUGCCAAUGUCUAGCAAAAGAUCAAGUGCCCGAGCAAAUGAAAAUAAUGAAGAUUUUAGCCUCAAACUUGAGGAGUUGUUGUCGACUAACAAGAAGAAGAAGAGAAAUGCAAGUAAGCUUCUGGACAAGACAUGCAGUCAUAUUAAGAGGCUUAAUGGAGAGGUUGAUGAUUUAAGCAAUCGAAUAUCGGAGUUAAUGGCUUCUCCAGACACCAAUAAGAGCAUUAAUGCAAACAUCCUUACACAACUUCUCCAACAAUAAUCUCUGCAAAUUUUGCUCUUACAGAAAAAUAUAUAUACACACAUAUAUGUUUCAGCUCAUUGUCAGAUACAUAUUUAUGCCAGUCUUUGUCUUUGGGUUGUUCCUUGUUGUUUCCAUCCAACGGCACAACAAGCAAAAGACUUACAUGGUUUUCUCUUUUUGGGUUCUUUUUUCUUG